AUGGAUGCGGAGGGCAUACCAAUGCGGUACUCCCCAGGGGUACUUAUCGGCAAUUGGUACGAGGAGAUGCGUGUCCGGGAGGAUAAGGUAACAUUUUACAGGUCUUCGAACCAAACAGAUAAGACGCAUUGGGAUGCAACGUUGAAUCUGAGCGAGGAGACGUAUUUGGACGGGUUGAAGGACUUUGUUGUGCUUGGCCAGUCCCUUCAAUUGGUGAAUGUCGCCACCGAGGCAGCGUUGGCUCUGGAUAUGGCACCAAAAUUUUCCCCAAAGCCGAAUCAUUAUUUAGUGACCGCGGUGGAUACCCCUCAACCGCAGGUGCGCUCCACAUGGGUUCUUCACCGAGCAAAGGACGAGAACAAUAUCGCCUACACAAAGCAGCUAAAGGAGGAAAAUGUGCUACAUUACGGUCAGCAUGUGCGUAUUGCCAACGAAGAGGCCUCUUUGGACGGCUUCUGUUAUUUAAAUUCCGGGGUUCUCGACAUUGGCCACCCGGGAAAACAGCCUCUGACGGCGGUACUUGGCGCAAACAAAGAUAACGUGUUUGUUAUUGUGAAACCUGGUGAAAAACGUGAUGACAUCCGCGAUGGCGGUCCUGUGCGUUUGGGCGAUGCGGUUGCCUUGUUUCACGCUUCUACGAAUCGGCCUAUUUGUUGCACCAAGAGUUUAAAAAAUACGUCGUUUGGAUACGAGUUUGAGGUGAGUUGCGCCUUUUCGGGUAACAAACACUCCAGGUCGCUGGCUGCUGUGGCAUUGCAUCCUGAAAAUCUGUUUAUAAUUGGAGGCUCAACGCACAAGGCCCGGACGAAUAUGUCGGCAUCUGUGAACACGUCGCUGAAGUCUUCUUCUGGUCUUUCCAAUAAAAUGUUUUCGAUGAGCAGCGGCAUUGGGUUGGAACUUAUCAUGGCGCGUAUUCGUGAGGGCUCGCUGCGCUUUGGCGGCCGAUUGGGCUUCCGUACGCUGUCGAAGGCCCUGGGAACCGCGUGUAAUGAACAACGUACGACUCAGCUCAACCGUGAGCAGAUCCACCACAGUAUCCGUCUCAUGGGAGUGGCAAUUCAACCGAUGGAGUUGGAUGCCAUUUUCAAACGUUUUGAUCGUGACGGGAAUGGUCUCAUUGUUGCUCAGCAGCUCCUUCGUGAGCUGCAGGGGGAAUUGCCGCCCCAUCGUCUUGACGCGGUCAUCUGUGCCUUCCAGCUGCUUACCAUUGAGGGCGGUGGGUCCGUCGAGUACAAAGACAUGCUGAACCUUUUCAAGUUUAACGUCUCUUUGCAGCCUGACGUUGAGGAAGGCGUUAUAAGUUGCGAGGAGGCCAUAUUUGAUUUUGUUAACUGUUGGCCUGGAAAGAAUGACACUUCCACAGUGACUCUAGAGGACUUUGUAGCGUAUUACACAGAUGUCUCACCAGCCAUUGAAAACGAUGAGCGAUUUUUGACGACGGUGCAACGGUCCUGGACGAUACCAGAGACUGACGCCUACAGGAGUGGACGACCAAGACGACAUGUCACAGUGAUUCACACAGACGAUACGGCGGAGACCAUUGAAAUUCCGGAUUCUUUGGUAUUGAAUCUUCAUGAUGUCGUUGCCGUUCGGGAUGUGUUGUUAAAGCAUGGCGUGAAGGACAUCAAAGAAAUACAGACGAAUAUGUAG
Molecule: messenger RNA, 1650 nt
Organism: Trypanosoma cruzi
Lineage: Eukaryota; Euglenozoa; Kinetoplastea; Trypanosomatida; Trypanosomatidae
Exons: 1
Coding region: 1-1650 (549 amino acids)
Biological process (GO): cilium assembly
Cellular component (GO): motile cilium
Molecular function (GO): calcium ion binding
Source: RefSeq, a predicted model, not a curated record